Molecule: messenger RNA, 488 nt
Organism: Lingula anatina
Lineage: Eukaryota; Metazoa; Brachiopoda; Lingulata; Lingulida; Lingulidae
Product: cytosol aminopeptidase
Biological process (GO): proteolysis
Cellular component (GO): cytoplasm
Molecular function (GO): manganese ion binding; metalloaminopeptidase activity
Source: RefSeq, a predicted model, not a curated record
GCAGUAGGACUGGUGAUCGUGUAUGGAGGAUGCCACUAUGGGAUUGCUAUACUAAACAGAUCACAGAAUCACAGCUUGCUGAUCUGAAUAAUAUAUCUGGUGGUAGAUCUGCUGGGGCUUGUACAGCAGCAGCAUUUUUGAAGGAGUUUGUUAAAAAUGAACACUGGGCCCACCUAGAUAUAGCUGGAGUCAUGAAAAACAAAUCAGAGAUAUCAUAUUUGAAUAAAGGGAUGGCAGGCCGUCCGACCAGAACCAUAAUUGAGUUUUUGAGGAACUUUAAAAUAUGAACACUAACCCGAAAGAGAGGCAGUGUCUAGUGAAAUGGAAGUGGAAAAUUAUCAAUGCGCACAAUAUGCACGUGACUCUACUCUGAAAGAAUUAUGAUAAUAACAUAAACUUGUACUGCAUGCUUACUGGUGCAGUUUUGAAAACUUUUAACGAAGUGAAAAAUUAUAUGCUCAUAAAAGGAAUAAACAUUUUAUGGAAAA